Molecule: messenger RNA, 3300 nt
Organism: Stomoxys calcitrans (stable fly)
Lineage: Eukaryota; Metazoa; Arthropoda; Insecta; Diptera; Muscidae
Product: putative inorganic phosphate cotransporter
Exons: 6
Coding region: 564-2033 (489 amino acids)
Biological process (GO): monoatomic anion transport; transmembrane transport
Cellular component (GO): membrane
Molecular function (GO): transmembrane transporter activity
Source: RefSeq, a predicted model, not a curated record
AAAACGAGUGCUAACAAUAAAGUCGGCGCUUAUCUCCGUAUAUAAACUAAAGUCGUUUAAAAAUUGCUUCUCAUUUGAAAUUUAACGUUCGUAAGGCGCGAACGUGCCAGUUUUAAAAUCGAUCGAUCGGUAUACAUUGACAAAUCGCAACAAAUUCGGAUUGGAGAGCAUUUUUUUUUUCUUGCAAAAACCAAGAAUGGACUUGAAAUUAAACAGCGUUGAAGAAAAUUAAAGAAAACGCGAUUUACGCGUUUUCAAAACAAACAAAAAACAAAGCCCACACGAAAAAAAGAAAAUUCCCUAAAAAAAAAAACCAAUACCUAAAGGACUUUAACUAAAGCUAAAGUUCUAUAUUUUCAUUUAAAAGUGAAACAAGUGUAAAUCAAACUAAGUGACCAGGAAGUGUUAAGCACCAACCUUCUCAGAAACAGGAAAUUUAACUGUUCUUUAUCAACAGGAAUUUUUUGACCGAAAUACACAGUUUUUUAAAUAUAAAUUUCAUUUGAAAUUCUAAUUCGAAAACAAAAGAGUAAAGCGAGCAGCACUGACACUUCAGCUUCAAAAUGACACAACAGCAACCUGCAUGGGGCAUAAGCCUCUCAAAAUAUUUCGUUAUACCCCAACGUGUGAUAUUGGCCAUAAUGGGUUUCUUGGCUAUAUUGAAUGCCUACACCAUGAGAAUCAGUCUUUCAAUUGCCAUUACCGAAUUGGUGGUCAAAAAGAAUUACACAGAUGAUGAUGGCGAAUCGGCUGUAUGUCCCGCGGACGAUUUAGAUUCGGGCUCCUCUGGUGGUGGCGACAAGGAAUGGUCCGAGGAGUUACAAGGUUUAAUUUUAUCCUCAUUUUACAUUGGCUACAUUGUUACACACAUUCCUGGUGGUCUGCUGGCAGAGAAAUUUGGUGGAAAAUGGACUUUGGGCUUGGGUAUUCUCUCGACAGCCAUAUUCACUUUGGUCACUCCCGUAGCCAUUGACAAUGGUGGCGCAACUGCUUUGAUUAUUGUACGCAUUUUGAUGGGUUUGGGUGAAGGAACCACGUUCCCAGCUUUAAGUGUAUUGCUCUCACAAUGGGUUCCCCUAAAAGAACGUGGAAAAUUGGGAGCUUUGGUCUUGGGUGGUGGUCAAGUAGGUACCAUAUUGGCCAAUUCUUUAUCUGGUGUGCUUUUGGAUGCCUAUGAUUGGCCAGUUGUUUUCUAUCUCUUUGGUGGACUUGGUGUUCUUUGGUUCGUAAUUUUCUCUUUCUUGUGCUUCAGUGAUCCCGCCUCUCAUCCCUUCAUUAAGCCCAGUGAACGUGAUUAUUUGGAAAGAGAAAUGGGUUCGAUUGUACGCAAUGUGAAUCUUCCACCCACUCCCUGGAAGGCUAUAUUGACUAAUUUGCCCAUGAUUGCUUUGGUUUGUGCACAAAUCGGUCACGAUUGGGGCUUCUACAUUAUGGUUACUGAUUUACCCAAAUAUAUGGCAGAUGUCAUGCAAUUCUCAAUCAAGGCUAAUGGCUUGUAUUCAUCCCUACCUUAUGUCAUGAUGUGGAUUUUCUCUAUAUCAUCUGGUUUUAUUGGUGAUUGGCUAAUGAGCCGGAAGAUUUUGAAUAUUACCAACACCCGUAAAUUAAUGACUGCAAUUGCUGCCUUUGGUCCUGCUAUAUUCAUGGUUGCUGCUUCUUAUGCUGGUUGCGAUCGUGCUGCUGUGGUGGCUCUCUUCACCAUUUGUAUGGGUCUUAUGGGUGCUUUCUAUGCAGGCAUGAAACUAAGUCCACUGGAUAUGAGUCCCAACUAUUCGGGUACAUUGAUGGCCAUCACCAAUGGUAUUGGGGCCAUAACUGGCGUCAUAACACCCUACUUGGUGGGAGUUAUGACACCAAAUGCAACCUUACUGGAAUGGCGUUUGGUAUUCUGGGUGGCAUUUGCUGUGCUCUGUGUUACCGCUGUGGUCUAUUGCAUUUGGGCUUCGGGUGAAGUACAACCCUUCAAUGAUCCUCCCGCACUGCCCAAAGACUACGAAGCCGAGGAACGCGGCAAAAGUAAGGAGAAGAAAUAAAGACUGUUCUAGCGACAUCAAAUGCAGUAUAUAAAUUAUUUAUACAAAUUCCAUAUAGGACAGACAUACAUAUGUAGACAUAUGUGUGUUUACAAAUUUCUUUUGUGUAUAUGUGUAUAUAGAAAAAUAAAUCGGGAGUUGCAACUUCAGUAACAUAAAUGCCUUGGUACCAAAUGUGUAUUUAGAAGGAAUAAGCAGUAUUUUAACUGUUUUUCUUUUUCUUUAUUUAAAAAUAGAACCUUAUUUCCCAAUUUUUGAAAACCCUCCAAACAGAAAUCACCAAAUUUUGUUUUUUUUUUUUGUAAUUACUAAAUUUCUCUUGGAAUGUUCGUUAAAUUUUGAAAAUGUUAUUGAUUAUAAAAAUCAUUUGUUAUUUCUGUAUGUACCAUAUAUUUUAUGUAGUAUUUAAAUGUAUUAUUAAAUGUAUAAGUCAAGCUUAGAUUAAGGUAAUUUUACAUGUAUGUCCUUAGUAAGUUAAAGAAAACAAAAAUGACAACAAAACGUCAUUACAAAGACAUAGCCUUUAAAAACAAAACGAAAACAACCGCGUCCCAAAAAAAAAGGAAUCGUAUGUGAUAUUUUUCAAGGGCAAUUGUUAAUGCAAUGGUUGAACUUAAUGAACAAUUUAUAAGCAAACAUCACUUUUUUAUGUAUUAUGAAAACCUGCUUUCGCUUAAAUAUACUUUAAAAAUCCUUCAAAAACCCGUAAAAAAUCGAUAUACGUAACUUUCAUCACGACUAUUCAAACAUAAUAAACCAUCCUUUGAAAAAAAAAACAGUAAAAAUUGAGUAAUGUUAAAACUCAAAUCAAUUUUUUUUUAGUUUUUCAAUUUAUUUUCAAAAAAUUUUAAAAUAUUUCUAUUAUCCCACAAAGACGAUAUUUUUAAAACCCCUUUUGCCAUUAAAAACUGUCAUAGAAGAAUUUAUUUAAAAUCAACAAUAUUAUUUUUUGUAUUAAGCAUUUUCCUCAAUUUUUUUGUAAACAAUAUUCAAUUUUCUUUUUUUUGAGAUUUCUUUAAGAAUUUACUACAAGUAUAGCACUUUGUCAUAGCAUUUAGUUGAAGAAUAUAAUUCUUAAACAUUCUAAAAUAAAUAGUAUUCAUAUUAAGACUUGUACCUUUAUAGAGAGCAGAGUUGUACGCGCAUAAGAUGUAUGAAAUUUUUAUGAAAUGAAACAUUCUGGUUCCUCCCAUUCAAUUUUUGUUAAUUGAUGCAUACAAAUUAUACAUAAUAUUUUGUAAUAAAAUAAAGCAAUUGAAAAUAAAAA